AUGACUUCAGAUAUACGGGGAGACGAUCAGGUUAAUGAUCUAGUUCAAAACUUACGGAAACAGUUGUUGAAAGGAAACCAAGAUUAUACUAAGAAAUACAAUGAAAUACAAAAUAUACAAAUGAGAAGCAACAUGAAUCAAAACAGAGUUCCAGAUGAAAAUAAAAUAAAUAAAUCAUUGGACAUUACAAAAACUGAAAGUACAUAUGUAGGAGGUGUUCGUAGUAAAUAUAUAAAAGGAAGAAUCAGUGUUGCUCCGAAGAAAAUUAUUGACGAAAGUAUUAAUUCAUAUGAAAGACCAGAUAACACAUACAGUAAGCCUCUUGAACACCCUGUAGAUGUCAAGGACUUGUUGUAUUAUAUGGACGAGGAGAAAAUACUGAAAGAUAAGUUAGGUCCAGAAACGAGGAACAUGGCUUUCAGAAGAAGUAUGUUUGAUGGAGAUGUGAAUAAAAAUGAAACAGAGAAAAAAUAUAAAAUCUUAAAGGUGAGAAAUCAAUUCCGGAGAAAAGAACCGCGUCGAUUGGUUCAAGAAGAAGGCGGUGAAGGUAUUGUGGUGAUGGCUCUAGACGGUGAACCUCUGCCAGAGUUCCGUCUGCCGAAAUCCAGGAGACAAUACAAGCACGAGCGAGGCUUGGAGGUGACUGAUGAAGAGGAACUGCCUCCACCACCGGUUCAUAGCGAGGAAGUUUGA
Molecule: messenger RNA, 693 nt
Organism: Danaus chrysippus (African queen)
Lineage: Eukaryota; Metazoa; Arthropoda; Insecta; Lepidoptera; Nymphalidae
Source: the annotation of a GenBank genome assembly